Aspergillus homomorphus CBS 101889 is the source of this 3807-nucleotide messenger RNA. RefSeq lists its product as uncharacterized. NCBI's taxonomy places the organism in Eukaryota, Fungi, Ascomycota, Eurotiomycetes, Eurotiales, Aspergillaceae. Bases 139 to 3807 code for a protein of 1222 amino acids. The record is from RefSeq and is a predicted model, not a curated record. Gene Ontology annotation, biological process: guanine metabolic process; DNA-templated transcription; regulation of DNA-templated transcription. Gene Ontology annotation, cellular component: cytosol. The transcript is spliced from 3 exons. Gene Ontology annotation, molecular function: zinc ion binding; guanine deaminase activity; DNA-binding transcription factor activity, RNA polymerase II-specific.
CCUGUUCCUCUCCUCUACCUCUAACUACCUCAUCUCAAUCAGAAUCACAAUCACCAUUUACAAGAAACAUCAUCCCCAUCUCGGUAUGGCCUGCGGUCCGAGCCGCCCCCUUUGGCCUGCUGCUUCUCUACUAGCACCAUGACGAAUCGUGACCCCGACUUUCGACACCAGCUGGGCAAAUUCCGUCUCGAUCCGCUGCCGGUCCCCUCCCAUACGUCUCGUGGUCCCCAAACGAACGCAAUCACUCCUACUGCGCCUUCGUACGCUUUGUCGCCCUCUUUACCUCCAUCGCUCCCGCCCCCGAUAACUCACCCGCUCCCGCACCAGCAGAACCAGCAUCACCAGCACCAACACCAUCCGCCUCCACAACCACCAUCGCUACCUCGAUCCCAAGCGUCGGUUUCCCCUAUUCCUCCGCCUCGCAGCAAACGAGUCUCGACUGCCUGCGACUUCUGUCGCAAAAGGAAGAAGAAAUGCGACUUCCGAUAUCCCAAUUGUUCGGCUUGCACACGCGCCGGUGUUCGAUGUACCAUCCCGCCCCCGGGUCCGCAGGUCGCUGCGGCCUCCGUUCCCCGUGAUCAGCUAGAGACGUUACAGAACCGGGUCCGAUGGCUGGAGGAGGUCAUACGCCGCAAGACGGGCAUCUCGGUCGCGGAACGGCCGACGGGGGCCCAAUUGGACGGGGAGGCCGAUCCGGACUGGUGGUAUCAGGUCCCGGCCAUGAUGAUGGCGCGCGAGGCGCCCACGCGCUCCACCACCGCGACCACAACCCCUACAGCCGCAGUCGGGUCCAACAGCGGAUCACCGCCGAAUUCCUCCGCCGUGGGUACAGAGUUGCCCAACGUGGGCGAAAUCUUUCGGGACCAGUUGGAACAUCGCCGCCCCUCGGUCGCCCGGCCCGUCGCGUCUGCCCCCCGGGUGGUUCGGCUUCCCUCACUGGAGGAAGCGGAGCGAGUCGCUUCCCAGUAUUUUGAUAGCAUGGGCUAUCAGUACCCCUUCCUCAACCGCACCGAGUUCCUUACGAACAUGCGCCGCAUCUAUGCGGGCGAGGUUCCUGCUCCCGAAGUCCAUAACUCAUACCAUAUCACUAUUGCGACCGCGUUGUUGAUCGGAUCCGAUGGGUCGAAGGCGGAAGAAUUCUAUCAAGCUGGUACCGAGACACUCCCCUCGGCGUUACAAAACGAAGACCUGGCGGCCCUGCGAGCUUUGCUGAGCAUGGCAUUGUACACCAUGUUUGCCACGAGUGGACCGAGUGUAUGGCACCUGCUGGGGACGGCUCUUCGCCUGGCUACCAGUUUAGGAUUACACAAAGCUCGUCCCGUGGCCAACGUGGUCGACGAGGAGAUGGCGAAACGAGCCUUCUGGAGUCUUUAUAAUCUGGAUCGAUUGAUUGCAAGUACCCUGGGGCGGCCGCUGGGCAUCGCAGACGAGGACAUCUCGGUCAGCCUACCGCGGGAAUUCAAUGAUGACUGGACUGAGGCUCCGGCAGCCAGCGCCAUGACCAUUCCUUUGCAGGUGGUGCGUCUCCGCCGGAUAUUCUCCCGACUUUAUUCUUACUUGUACAACAACCAACCCCCACCACCGCCCGCUGAAGUCGUGGUCACGCUGAGUCAUUUUCGUCAAGAGCUAGAUGAGUGGCGACGAGCUGCUCCGGUAUAUCCAUCGGCAUUGCUAUAUUCGACCAGCUAUUAUGACUAUCUAUAUGCCACGACGUUGCUGCUCAUGUACCGCCCAAGCCCACGAAAUCCCACGCCAGAUGCUGCUAGCAUUGUAAGCUGCGGCGACGCAAGUAUUCAGGUGCUUCGGUCGUACUGGGACAGCUACUCGGCAGGGAAGCUCAAGUGGAUUUGGUUGACUCUCAGUCAGAUUUACUUUGCUGGUAUCACCAUCUUGUGGUGUUUGAAUCACAACCUGCAGACUGUUAGUGAGGGCCUGGUGGCGCCGUGGCGGCCUGAAGAGCGAGCAAUGCGGCGUGCCAUUCAGGCCGUCAUUGUUAUACUGGAGGAGUUUGGCAAGCGUCGGCCAGGAGUGGAGCGGUUGGCAGAAUCAUUUCGCAAUCAGAGUACCACAAUCUUUAGCCAUUUCGCAUACCAACAAGAACAGCAGCAGCAGCAGCAGCAGCAGCAGCAGCAGCAGCAACACCAACACCAACAUCUUGCCCAAUCUACAGCCCCACCUCCUCCUUUGUUGGCCCCUGAGCAGCCUCUGCCUCCUCAGCCACAGCAUGUUCUGAUGGCACCACCGGUACCCAUGGCGCCGGUACUGGACGACGUUCUGCUGGUAGAUGCUUCCGGAAUGGUGCCAGUGAUUGAUCCCCAACUGGCAGAGCAAUUGUUCUAUUCUUAUGACUGCAUGAACCCCCUCAUUUGUCCCUCAACGGCCUUCCUUUUGUUUCUCACUAUUGCACUCACUUCAUCUAUCAACCAUCCCUAUAUCAUGGCUACCCAGCUGUCCCGGAUUCAGGUCUUUUAUGGCACACUGAUUCAUACCAUCUCUCCAAAUGAGCUGGAGAUCCUCACCGACACGGUAAUCGUCGUCGCCCCGACCGGCAUCAUCAAGGGUAUCCAUCCUUCCACGCCAACAGCCGCCAUCUCUCCACUGCUGGAACAGCAUCAUGACCUGAGCCCAACCGCAUAUCGCUUGACUAUCCUCGGGCCCACUGAAUUUUUCAUUCCCGGCUUCCUCGACACCCACACCCACGCUCCCCAAUGGGCCCAGCGCGGCACUGGCCGAGGCAUCCCUCUUAUGCAAUGGCUGGAAGAAAUCACCUUCCCUCACGAAGCUAGAUUAGCCGACCCGGACUACGCACGGCAGCUCUAUUCGGCUUGCGUUCGAGGAAGCCUCCAGCAAGGAGUCACUACCGCCUGUUACUAUGGGUCGCGACACGCCGAAGCAUCCGUCAUCUUAGCUGAAAUCUGUCUGGCACAGGGUCAGCGAGCCCUGAUCGGCAAAUGCAACAUGAACCGCCAUGCACCAGACUGGUAUCGCGAUAGCUCGGUCACCGAAUCGGUUACAAGCACAGAAGACUUCAUCGGAAAAGUCCGAGCUCUGGACCCAGAUCAUGCCCUGGUCACCCCAGUGAUAACACCCCGGUUCGCAAUCAGCUGCGAGGAGGAGCUUCUCGUCCAACUGGGGCAGCUCGCGACUCGAAAUCCCGACUUACCAAUCCAGACGCAUUUCAAUGAGUCUCGUGGUGAGGUGGACUUCACACGGACACUAUUCCCCGCGGACAAAAGUGAGACGGAGCUCUACGAGCGGCUUGGACUGCUGAAUGAGCGUAGCAUCCUAGCCCAUGCGAUCUAUCUCUCGGAUGCGGAGAUCAAGCGGAUCACACAGUUGAAAUGCGGGAUCGCGCAUUGUCCGAUCCCGAAUGUGACAAUGGAUGAGUUCAUGGUGGCGCCGGUGCGGGAGUAUCUGCGACGGGGGGUCAAGGUUGGGCUGGGGACGGACUGCGGUGGUGGAUAUUCAACUUCGAUGCUGGAAGUGAUGAAGGCGGCGUUCGUGGUCUCUACAGCCCGGUGUACCAUGACGCAGGGACGUGAUGAACCAUUGGAUGUCACAGAGGGGUUCUAUAUGGCUACAUUGGGAGGCGCGAGAGUGUGUGGAUUGGAAGGCAAGGUUGGGAAUUUUUUGGUUGGCAAGGAAUUCGAUGCGUUGCUCAUACGGGCGGAUGGGAAGACGGGUGUCAUGGCGCCGGUGGAGGAGAACGAUGAUGUGAGGACGGUGUUUGAGAAGUUUCUCAUGACAGGCGAUGAUCGGAAUAUUGUGCAGGUUUUCGUCAAAGGGAGAGAAGUUCAUGUAUCGUGA